AUGACAGGACCUAACGCCUCGUUCAAUGACACAGUCUUUGAGGAUGCCGUGGACUACUCAUUUUCGUACACUUCUAAGUACCCUACCGGAAGUCAGGUUGGUAUCAACGACAUCACAAUCUACGAUACUCCGUUGAGAAAGCUUCCUAAUAACUCGAUAUCAAACUCACAGUUUACGCAUAGCAUUCUGCAAGGAGCUUUGUACCGCGAUUUGGGUGGUGUGGGGCAUGAAUCGUCUUCUACUGUUCCAUAUCAGUCUGCGAAGGGAAGUGAAAGCAGUUCUAUUUCCAGGUUUCCAAUCAAUUUCAGACGAUACGAUGAUGUAAAUAUCAGCAACGAUAUUUCUUAUGAUGUGGAUAGUCUUUCUGGAAGUUCUGGUAACUUGCCGGUGAAUUCUUCCAACUAUGCAGUAGAUUCGACCCUGCUCAGAGAUGCUUCUUUCAGGAUUCAUCAAACCAAGCUCAUGCUUUCUAAAGAAAAAGAGGUUCAAUCGGAGGUAAAAAGUUUGGGAAACAAUGGCAGUCCACUCUACUACAGACCUUCAACGUCAAACAUAAAAGAUAACCAAUAUGGGAUACGAAGCUUUCUCCCUCCGAACGUAAUUCUAGGCAGCACAGACAAGACAGAGCAAUCGGCCAAGAACCGAAACAAAGUGCCACUUUUUGUAAAUAGACCACCACCUAAUGGCACAAAUUUGCAGGGACAAAAUUCGGUUGAUGUCAGACAGGUUUACAAGCAAAUCAAGACUCAGUACGAGGAUGACGAAUUGGAUGACAAUUCUCUGGAUCCAGCGGUCUUGAAUCCCCAGGGAGAAUGGAUGAAUCCGUUCAUGAGACAAGCUCUUUCCAGGCAGAUUAACAAGGAGGACGAGAUCAAGAAGUGUUUGAAGAAUGUCAUAUAUCUCAUUUCGUUUGCCUUGCUCAAGUCGCUGGUGAACAAACUUCUUGUGUUGUACGAAUUGAAAAAAAGAUCUUCGAUAACUUAUCAAUUACAGCUUCAAUACCAGAAACAUACGCCUCUGGACGUCUUGGAUAUCAUGGACAACUUGUACGUGGUAAUAUUUGGCCGUCUUAUAAUAGGUUUGUUUGUACUUAACAUCAUAGUAUCGUUGAUGAGAAUUGUUCAGGGUCUGGACCCGUGUAAGGAUUUGCCGUUAAGCGACAAACAGAGAGAGCUUAUAGGUGUGGAAAGAGAAAAGAACAACUUGCAGGAUACAAGACUGCAACUACUUGGAGGUGUAGAUGACCCUGAAGACAGAAAAGACGAGGAUGCUGAGCUCAUACUUAAGCAAAGAAAAUAUCAACUAAACAAUAACACCGAUCAGAUCCAGAAAAUGCCAAAGUACAACAAAUUGAGUGGCUACACGUCCUACAAUCUUAAUCUGAACAUUGAUUCUAAUGCUGUUGCUACUGUUACGAGUUCUCAGUCGUUGUAUCUGGUUAGAAAUGCAGCUUCGGCUGCUGUUGGUACUGGUCGUUAUGUUAGUAAUACUUCUAAUGCUGGUUACAUAAGUGGUACUGGAAAUAGCCUUGGGCUUGUAGGAAGUCAACCUUCCAGCUCCCAGUUUUUGACCAACAACAAGGUUCCUUCGAGCCGGUUGUCCAUGUCGCUCAAUCGAGCCAGCAAGUUGGACGAAGAAAAGAUGAAAGAGGAAGCAUACAAGUUUCACAGGAACUUUGAUAUAGAUUUCAAUUACGACACCUAA
Molecule: messenger RNA, 1704 nt
Organism: Scheffersomyces stipitis CBS 6054
Lineage: Eukaryota; Fungi; Ascomycota; Pichiomycetes; Serinales; Debaryomycetaceae
Exons: 1
Coding region: 1-1704 (567 amino acids)
Biological process (GO): protein import into nucleus; spindle pole body duplication
Cellular component (GO): nuclear outer membrane; nuclear pore transmembrane ring
Source: RefSeq, a predicted model, not a curated record